GUGUAGUGUACAAAACGGCAGCAAACGGCAAGCAACCGGAGCGUACGAGCCGCGUAAGGAUGUUCUCCAGCAGUGGACGGAUAUUGAAGCGGCUUGCGGUACUCGAUUUUGAUCACACCGUCUGCGAACACAACACGGACAUAGUGGUGCGCGAUCUGCUCGGUCCCGGGGGCGUUCCACCGGAUGUGCAAAGCAUACUUCGCUCGUGCGGCUGGAUCCCGUACAUGCAGCGUAUCUUUCGGCUGCUGCACCAGCACGGAUACAAACCGAUGGACAUAGCCUCAGCAAUACGCGGUAUACCGGAGGUACCGGGCAUGAAGUCCUGUAUCGGUAAUCUGGUACGGCAUGGGUUCGAUGUGAUCAUAAUAAGCGACUCCAACUCGGAGUUUAUACGCCUGUGGAACGAUUUCAAUGACAUCGGUCCGUACAUACACACAGUGUUCACAAAUCCGGCCCGGUUCGAUAGCAACGGGCUGCUGGAGCUGAAACCGUACCACUUCCAGACGGAGUGUUCGCUCAGCUCGAAGAAUCUUUGCAAGGGAAAGAUUUUGAGCGAAUUUUUACGCCGCCAGCACGACGAACGGCAGAUAGAGUACGAGAAGGUGUUUUACGCGGGAGAUGGCAAAAACGAUGUCUGUCCGAUGCUGCGGCUCGGUAGCAACGGGUACGCCUGUGCGAGACGUGGCUACACGUGCCACGAUGCGCUACAGAAUGCAAUCGGCAAGCUGGAACAUCCGUACGUCGCCAAGAUACUGCAGUGGACGGAUGGGCACGAGCUGAAUGACCUCAUAUGGACUGAACUGGAGGACUGA
This is a messenger RNA of Anopheles maculipalpis, 812 nucleotides long. Its product is annotated as pyridoxal phosphate phosphatase PHOSPHO2. The record is from RefSeq and is a predicted model, not a curated record. Gene Ontology annotation, molecular function: phosphatase activity. NCBI's taxonomy places the organism in Eukaryota, Metazoa, Arthropoda, Insecta, Diptera, Culicidae. The transcript has a single exon. Bases 60 to 812 code for a protein of 250 amino acids.